GGGCGCCCAUGACGGCGGCGGCGACAGUUCUCAAGGAGGGCGUGCUGGAAAAGCGCAGCGGCGGGCUGCUGCAGCUGUGGAAGCGGAAGCGCUGCGUGCUCACCGAGCGCGGGCUGCAGCUCUUCGAGGCCAAGGGCACGGGCGGCCGGCCCAAGGAGCUCAGCUUCGCCCGCAUCAAGGCUGUGGAGUGCGUGGAGAGCACCGGGCGCCACAUCUACUUCACGCUGGUAACCGAGGGCGGCGGAGAGAUCGACUUCCGCUGCCCCCUGGAGGACCCCGGCUGGAACGCCCAGAUCACCCUCGGCCUGGUCAAGUUCAAGAACCAGCAGGCCAUCCAAACAGUGCGGGCCCGGCAGAGCCUAGGGACUGGGACCCUCGUGUCCUAA
This is a messenger RNA of Orycteropus afer afer, 386 nucleotides long. RefSeq names its product pleckstrin homology like domain family A member 3 (gene PHLDA3). Lineage: Eukaryota; Metazoa; Chordata; Mammalia; Tubulidentata; Orycteropodidae. Gene Ontology annotation, biological process: negative regulation of phosphatidylinositol 3-kinase/protein kinase B signal transduction; positive regulation of apoptotic process; intrinsic apoptotic signaling pathway in response to DNA damage by p53 class mediator. Gene Ontology annotation, cellular component: plasma membrane. Gene Ontology annotation, molecular function: phosphatidylinositol phosphate binding. The record is from RefSeq and is a predicted model, not a curated record.